Messenger RNA from Microbotryum saponariae, 1872 nucleotides. The record is from the annotation of a GenBank genome assembly. Lineage: Eukaryota; Fungi; Basidiomycota; Microbotryomycetes; Microbotryales; Microbotryaceae.
AUGCCUACCCUAUCCCUGCCUCGAUCGCACCGCCGUUCCCUCUCCCAUCGCCGCUCUCCCCCUCCCCAACAGGUGCUGUUCGAGUCAGCCACAGGGCUCGCGCUCUUCUCGUCCUCGUUCGUCGAAGAGGUCGGCAAAUCCGCCAAGAAUGUGCAGGCCUCGAUCGACGAGCUGAGCAAGUUCGGCAAGAUGGUCAAACUCGUCUCGUUCGUGCCGUUCCAGGACGCCGCGCAUGCGUUGGAGGUCGCGAAUGAUGUUUCAGAAGGUGCGUUCUUCUGCUGCGUUCCGUUCGAGAGAACGGUUCGCUGCUGUCACACGGGGGCCAAAAAGGCAGGGUCAUGUCACCUCCGCUUCGGGCCUUUCUACUGGCGACGACUGUGCCUUCCAACAUCCUACGCAAUCAAGCCAACGGACUGACCUGUCACUCCUCGCUCCCUAUCAGGUGUCGUCCACGAGUUCCUGCAGGGCCUGCUCGAGCUCAACCUCGGCAAAAAAUCCGGCGUCGUCUUGGGCGUCGAGGAACGCGGCCUCGCUUCGUCCAUCAAAUCCAUCCUCGGCAUCGACUGCGACACCUCGGACCGAUCGCUCGAACUGAUCCGUGGUGUCCGACUCCACUCUGAGAAACUCCUCGCCGGCCUCGAACAUGGCGAUAUGAGUCGUUCGCAACUCGGUCUCGGACACGCCUACUCGCGCGCCAAGGUAAAGUUCAACGUCAACCGAUCCGACAACAUGAUCAUCCAGGCCAUCGCUUUGCUCGACCAACUCGACAAGGACGUCAACUUGUUCGCGAUGCGUGUGCGCGAAUGGUACGGGUGGCACUUCCCCGAAUUGGUCAAGAUCGUGCCCGACAACUACCAGUACGCCAAGGUCAUCAGCUUCAUCGGUGACAAGACGACUCUCUCGGACGACUCCGUCGAAGGCUUGACCGAACUCUUGGAGAACAACGAUGUCCUUGCCCGUAACGUCGUCGAUGCCGCCCGUGCGUCCAUGGGUACCGACAUCUCCCCGAUUGACCACCUCAACAUCAAGAACUUUGCCUCUCGCGUCAUCCACCUCUUCGAAUACCGCAAAUCGCUCCAAGCCUACCUCUCCGAAAAGAUGGGUGUCGUCGCUCCCAACUUGGCCAGCCUGAUCGGGGACACCGUAGGAGCUCGCUUGAUCUCGCACGCCGGUUCCUUGACCAACCUGUCCAAAUACCCCGCCUCGACGGUCCAAAUCCUCGGUGCCGAAAAGGCCUUGUUCCGCGCGCUCAAGACCAAAGGCAACACACCCAAAUACGGUCUCAUCUACCACUCGACCUUCAUCGGUCGGGCGGGGACCAAGAACAAGGGUCGCAUCUCGCGUUUCCUCGCCAACAAGUGUUCGAUCGCUUCCCGCAUCGAUUGCUUCUCCGAUGCACCUUCGACCAAGUUCGGCGAGGUCUUGAGGGGACAGGUCGAGGAACGUUUGGCUUUCUACGAGUCGGGCGCGAACCCUACCAAGAAUGCGGACGCGAUGAGGAAGGCUUUGGACCUCGUCAAGGCUGAGAAUGCGGGCAAGGACGUUGAGGAAGUCGCUUUGCCCGGGAUGGAUGUCGAUGAAGAUGAGGCUGAGGCUGAGAAGCCGAAAAAGAAGAAGGACAAGAAGCGCAAGGCUGCUGGCGACGAUGAAGAGGAACCGAGCAAGAAGGUCAAGGCUGGGGAGGCGAUUGAGGAUGAUGGAGAGGCAGCAAAGAAGGAGGCGAAGCGGUUGAAGAAGCUCGCCAAGGCUGCGCAAAAGGCCGCGGACGAGCUCGAGGCCGUUGCGGAGGACAAGUCGGAGAAGAAGGAAAAGAAGGAGAAGAAGGAGAAGAAGGAUAAGACGCAGAAGAAGGAGAAGAAGGCCAAGGCAUAA